This is a messenger RNA of Scutellospora calospora, 416 nucleotides long. Lineage: Eukaryota; Fungi; Glomeromycota; Glomeromycetes; Diversisporales; Gigasporaceae. The record is from the annotation of a GenBank genome assembly.
AAGUUGCUAAUGAAGUUCAAUUGAUGCAACUUUGUCCUGAGAUACGUGAUGUUAUGAAGAGAAAUUGUAUUGUUUCUCAGUCUGGGAUAUAUGAACAAUAUCAAGGAUUAGACGUAAUUAUAGAGGAGAUAAAUAAAACUUUAAAAGCUUUAAUACCUCCUAUCUUACAAGAUUGUCAUUGGAAGAUUGUGGCACAUAACUGUAAAGAAAAUGAAUUGGAUGAGAAUUUAAAAAAUUUUACAUGUUCUGCAAAAAUGGCACAGCAAAAGUUUAUUAUUGAAACAUUUAUUAAUAAAAAUAAUUUGGUUCAAUUUAGGUUAAUACUGAUUACAAAACAAGAAGCCGAUGCUCAGAAAAAUAAACAAAAUAUGAAGAAAGAAGAUAUUUUGCUUAAGAUAGAAACUCUCUUUGAGUAG